CUGACCAGCAGGGACGGCAGCGUCGUGGCGGUGUGGGAAGCGAAGCCUACUCACAGCGGCGUGGGCCAGUGUGUACAUGAUAACCGAAGUUCUGCUAUGUGACCGAGGGGAGCGGGGAAGCUCGGUUGGAAGGACGCAUAUAUUAUUCAAAAGAAGCAAAGUCAAUUCUUCACCCAACCUCUCGAAUCGAAUGAACGAUUUCCAUGUGUGCAUCAGUUGACCAGUGGCCAUUGGUAGGAUAACACUGUAAUGUAAGUUGUGCUUUGGAGAGGCAGCAAUUACUAAACCGAAAACCUGGAUAACUAAACACAUACAAACACUAUAAUGAAAGUGGUGUUCUGUGAAACGUGAUAACUUGUCGUUUGAGACUCUGCACAUUUUUUACAUAUUAUCAAUUAACAGUCUUAUGAAUGUGGUUACCAAUACAUCUAGUGUUUAUAAGAAUCUGUACAAACGAUUCUCAGUUCAGGAAACCGCUGGUAAUUUCGAUGCUCAACACAAAACUCACAGCUUAAAAUAAAGUUUGAAAUUAAUACUUUCUUAUGGCAUGUGAGGAAAGGACUGAUGAAGCAUGAUUAAAAAAAGGAAAUGAAUCGAGGCAGAGGUGUAGCAUCAUUAAAUAGACAAUGUAGUUACUUUACGAGAUGAUGAACUCGGGAACGUGAUGUAGUUACACAAACGUGAAGUGAGAUUUUGAUUUGCCAGUGUGCCGGGAUACAAGCCACAAACUCUGUUAUUCGUCUAGAGGAAUUACAACAUUUACAUCUAAUUACAUCGAAUGAACAGUGAGAAGUGACUCACCAGCUGCCAGUAGAGCUGCGGAGGUUUAUACUGGACUAUGGGCAUCUGUCUGGAUACAGAACAGAAUGGCUCGCAGGUCUUCGAGGGUCGGCAGCAUGGGGGCCGCGAGGCAUGGGGACGGGAAGAAGAGGACCCACGCUUUACAAGUACACCUCCAGAUGGGCAGUUUCCCAUGCAUAAUGGAGGCCAUGUCAAAUUCGAAGUCCCGAAAGUGCCCGUUAUAUUUGUUCUGGGAGGGCCAGGGAGCGGUAAGGUGACGCAUUGCGACAACCUGAUGCAGGAGAAGAGAGGAAUCACACACAUCAACAUGACAGAUCUCUUGCAGCAGUACGCCAUUGGUAACG
Messenger RNA from Cryptotermes secundus, 1145 nucleotides. Its product is annotated as UMP-CMP kinase 1-like. The record is from RefSeq and is a predicted model, not a curated record. Lineage: Eukaryota; Metazoa; Arthropoda; Insecta; Blattodea; Kalotermitidae. The annotation marks the transcript as partial. The transcript is spliced from 3 exons.